This is a messenger RNA of Thamnophis elegans (Western terrestrial garter snake), 1647 nucleotides long. RefSeq names its product vomeronasal type-2 receptor 26-like. Gene Ontology annotation, molecular function: G protein-coupled receptor activity. NCBI's taxonomy places the organism in Eukaryota, Metazoa, Chordata, Lepidosauria, Squamata, Natricidae. Gene Ontology annotation, biological process: G protein-coupled receptor signaling pathway. Bases 1 to 1647 code for a protein of 548 amino acids. The transcript has 5 exons. Gene Ontology annotation, cellular component: membrane. The record is from RefSeq and is a predicted model, not a curated record.
AUGUCGUUCCUUCUGAUUCUCUUGGUGCAGAAAGCAGUUACUCUGAGCUGCCCUGCGUGCGAUGCUUUCCCUGUUCUCCAUGAGUGGUACCAGCCUGGUCAUCUCAUCGUAGGUGGGAUGGUGUCUCAUAUAAUUCACAACGUUUUUGGAAUUGAAUUUAAGGAACAUCGUACUCUAAAACCUUAUGAUUUACCACUUGUCAUAACCAAAUUCUACCAGCACAUCCUCACCUUGGCCUUUGCUGUGAAGGAGAUCAAUGAGGACUCCCAGAUCUUACCUAACAUCACUCUCGGAUUCCACAUCUAUGACAGUUACAACAACCCAAGGAUGACCUAUCGUACCACUCUGGACCUGCUUUUCAAAUCCCAGGAAUUUGUCCCCAACUACAAAUGUGACAGCCAGAAAAAUCUCAUAGCCAUAAUUGGGGGAUUAGGUCCUGAAACAUCAUCCUUUAUGGCAGAAACUAUACAUGUCUACAAAGUUCCACAGAUGACUGGCCAAAGCUACAGCAUCUACAAUGCUGUUUAUGCAGUGGCAUAUUCUUUGCAUGAGGCCAUGAGCUCAAAAUCCCAACCAAGGGAGGUUCAAAGGGUUGAAUUUCCAAAUCUGCAGCCUUGGCAGGUUAUUCCAUUUUCUCAAUGUAAUGACCCUUGCUCCCCUGGAUACUGGAAGAAAAGUUUGGAAGGAAAGCAAUUCUGUUGCUACGACUGUGUUCCUUGCCCAGAAGGGAAGAUUUCAAAUCAGAAGGAUAUGGAUGACUGUUUUCAAUGUUCAGAAGAUCAUUAUCCAAAUGAAGAAAAGAAAGGCUGCAUCUUGAAACUGAUAGUCUUUCUAACUUUUGAAGAACCCGUAGGAAUUGGUUUAGCCUUAGCAGCUCUUUGUUUCUUCUUCCUGACAUCUUGGGUACUUAGAAUUUUUAUUAAGUAUAGAGAUACUCCCAUGGUCAAAGCUAACAACCGGUCCAUUACCUACAUCCUUCUUGUCUCUCUUCUGCUCUGUUUUCUCUCCUUGUUUUUCUUCCUCAGUCAACCUGGCAAAGUGACCUGCCUUCUCCGACAACCAACUUUUGGCAUCACCUUCUCAGUGGCCAUUUCCAGUGUACUGGCUAAAACCAUCACAGUGGUUGUGGCUUUCAUGGCCACUAAACCUGGAUCUCAGAUGAGAAAGUGGGUGGGGAAAAGAUUGGCUUUUUCUAUUGUCCUUUCAUGCUCUCUCUUGCAAGUAUGUCUUUGUAUUCUUUGGUUGUUGACAUCUCUCCCAUUUCCUGAGUGGGACAUGCACUCAGAGCUCCAAGAAAUUAUUUUACAAUGCAAUGAGGGUUUAACAUCCUUCUUAUACUGUGUUUUGGGCUACAUGGGUAUCUUGGCCAUUGCCAGCUUCAUUGUGGCUUUUCUUGCCCGUAAAUUACCCAACAGCUUUAACGAAGCGAAGUUCAUCACCUUCAGCAUGUUGGCCUUUUGCAGUGUGUGGAUCUCCUUCUUUCCAGCCUAUCUGAGCACAAAAGGAAAAUUCAUGGUAGCUGUGGAGGUCUUCUCCAUCUUGGCCUCCAGUGCUGCAUUACUGGGAUGCAUAUUCCUCCCAAAAUGCUACAUCAUUGUUUUCCGGCCUGACCUCAACCACAGGGAGCAACUCACAAAGAGGAAUUAG